AUGCCAUCCCAUAUCAAAACAUAUGAUGGAACUGAAGAUCCAGAGGAUCACCUCCAGAUCUUUACUGGUGCUGCUAGGAUUGAUAAGUGGUCUAACGCUGAAUGCUGCCGCAUGUUCAUGCAAACCCUCGUUGGGUCAGCCAGAAUAUGGUUCAAUGACCUGCCUGCCAGAAGCGUUCGAAAGUUCGACGACCUUAGCAAAGGGUUCCUGGCCAACUUCUCCCAACAAAGGCGGUACAUUAAAGAUGCCACGGUGAUUUUCCAGACAAUACAAAGAGAUGAUGAAUGCAUUCGAGAGUUCAUAGAAAGGUAUAAAAAGGAAGGACUAACGUAUGUGGAGGCAGAUGAAAAGAUGAGAGUGGCCGGUUUUAUGAACGCCAUUACCUCCAAAUACCUUACAAGGGAUUUCAACAAGUCCCUACCAAAGACCUUGGAAGAAGCUCUCGAAAGAGCCGAAGCCCACAUUCGAGGAGAGGAGGCUGUAGAUAUAAAGGAGCAAAGAAAAAGGGGCUCCAGUUGGCGAGGCAACAACCCCGCUAGAAAGAAGGGGAAUUUCCAUUCUUAUGACAGACGUCACAGGAGCUCAGAGCAACGAAGACCUGAAGGUUGGAACCCUUCAAGCAAGGAGAAGACCGUAAACUUUACAGCUCUUACAAAAACCCCGCAAGAGAUCCUUGCUAUAGAGGAAGUGAAACAAAGCUUCUGA
Messenger RNA from Helianthus annuus (common sunflower), 705 nucleotides. RefSeq lists its product as uncharacterized. The record is from RefSeq and is a predicted model, not a curated record. The transcript has a single exon. Bases 1 to 705 code for a protein of 234 amino acids. NCBI's taxonomy places the organism in Eukaryota, Viridiplantae, Streptophyta, Magnoliopsida, Asterales, Asteraceae.